GUAUAAAUCCAAGCCAUCGAUUCUCCUCUCCUGGGGCAAGCACAAGCAAGUGGAGAUUGGCAGACAAUGGCAAUACAAGGGCUGGCUUUGGCUGCAUUCAUUCUUGCAGCGAAGGCAAUAACAUUGGUUUCGGCUGCUUCACUCGUCACAUAUAUUUUUGGUGACUCGUUGACCGAAGUUGGAAACAACAAUUAUCUUCAAUAUUCUCUUGCAAGGUCUGAUUAUCCGUGGUAUGGAAUCGAUUAUUCCGGUAGAAAGGCAACCGGAAGGUUCACAAAUGGGAGGACUAUUGGUGAUAUAAUCUCUGCAAAACUUGGGAUUCCACCACCACCACCUUACCUUUCAUUGUCAAAGAAUGAUGAUGCAUUACUUACGGGGGUCAACUAUGCAUCUGGUGGAGCAGGAAUUCUUAAUGACACGGGCUUAUAUUUUAUUCAGAGAUUAUCCUUUGAUGAUCAAAUAGACUGCUUUAAAAAGACCAAGGAAUCAAUCACGACUAAAAUAGGUGAAGAUGCUGCCAACAAGCUUUGCAAUGAGGCCAUGUACUUCAUUGGAAUUGGCAGCAAUGACUAUGUUAACAAUUAUUUGCAGCCAUUUUUAGCAGACAGUCAACAGUACACACCUGAAGAGUUUGGAGAACUCCUUAUUUCUACCUUGGACAAACAGCUUACGAGGCUAUACCAACUGGGUGCCAGAAAGAUGGCCUUCCAUGGCCUUGGUCCACUUGGUUGCAUUCCAUCUCAGAGGGUGAAAUCAAAGACAGGGCUGUGCUUAAAGAGAGUAAAUGAAUGGGUGUUGGAAUUCAACUCCGGAGUUAAGAAGCUGAUCGCCACUUUAAACCACCGAUUCCCAAAUGCUAAAUUCACAUUUGCAGAUACAUAUGGAGAUGUUUUGGACUUAAUUGAUAAUCCUACUGCUUAUGGCUUCAAGAUCUCCAACACUUCAUGCUGCAACGUGGAUACCAACAUAGGAGGUUUAUGCUUGCCAAACUCAAAACUAUGCAGCAACCGCACAGAUUAUGUGUUCUGGGAUGCAUUCCAUCCUUCUGAUAAAGCAAAUGAAAUACUGGCAGAAAAGUUCUUUUCCACCCUGUUCUCAGGUCCUCCAUCUACAGCACCAAAGCCUUCUCAUUGAUUGAUGACUCAACAACAACAUAGAGCUGAAACACUGUAAAGGUAAAGGGGCUUAUGCAUCUACAUUAGGUUUUUGAUGGAGAGACCUAUUAGAUAUACAUGUAGCUAAUAAAUACUUUCGAAAGUUUUCCAUUGUCAAACAAUGAACUUAUUAUGAAGUAGCUAAAUAAUCAAAUCAGUUGAAUGGUCAGUAUAAAA
Molecule: messenger RNA, 1331 nt
Organism: Populus trichocarpa (black cottonwood)
Lineage: Eukaryota; Viridiplantae; Streptophyta; Magnoliopsida; Malpighiales; Salicaceae
Product: GDSL esterase/lipase At5g37690
Exons: 6
Coding region: 67-1134 (355 amino acids)
Molecular function (GO): hydrolase activity, acting on ester bonds
Source: RefSeq, a predicted model, not a curated record